Messenger RNA from Penicillium egyptiacum, 1350 nucleotides. Lineage: Eukaryota; Fungi; Ascomycota; Eurotiomycetes; Eurotiales; Aspergillaceae. The record is from the annotation of a GenBank genome assembly.
AUGAACCUCUUCAAACCAACCGGGGAUGCAGACCGAACUGUCUUCGAUGGACAGAAAAGCGUUCACGAGCCAGGCGAUAGUGGCGUUGCGACGCCAAUCAACGAGUCCGAGUCUCCCAGUGAGAAACCGAUCAACGAUGCCUCCAACUUCCCCGAUGGAGGUACCAAGGCGUGGUUGAAUGUUGUCGGGGGAUGGUGUAUCUUCUUCUCCAUGUUCGGAUGGGCGAAUGCGUUUGGUGUGUUUCAGAGUUACUAUCAGGACCAUCAACUCAAAGAUUAUUCGGCUUUUCAGAUCUCUUGGAUUUCCUCUAUCCAGACGUUUAUUCUGUUUGGAGGAGGUAUUGUGGCAGGCAAACUGUAUGACAACUAUGGGCCCAAGGUGCUUGUCUACACAGGAGUAUUCCUCCAUCUCUUUGGAAUGAUGAUGUGCAGCAUCUCUACCGAGUACUACCAGUUUAUUCUGUCCCAGGGCGUGUGCACCUCAGUCGGUGACGCGGCGCUAUUUACCGCAUCACUCAGCACAGCUAGCACCUGGUUUCAUAAGAAACGCGCCUUUGCGUUUGGCGUCCUGCUUACCGGCACGAGUAUCGGCGGCGUCGUCAUGCCCAUUUGCCUCGAGCAUUUGCUGAAUUCGCUGGGGUUCGGCUGGGCCAUUCGUGUCUGCACCUUCAUCAACCUCGUUCUGCUGGUCAUUGCUCUACCGACUGUGACCUCGCGUCUGCCCCCAGCCCCGAAACCCGUUUCGGUCAUGGACAACAUCCGCCCAUUGAAAGAAAUGCCCUUCCUAAUGCUCAGUGGCGGCUGCGCGCUCUUCUACCUGGGAAUGUACCUGCCCUUUAACUACAUCAUCGUCCAAGCCGAAUAUGAAGGCAUGUCCGCCGGGCUCGCCGGGUACCUUAUCCCGAUCCUCAACGGCGCCAGUCUCUUCGGCCGCAUCAUCCCCGGCAUAACGGCAGACCUCAUAGGCAGAUUGAACACGAUGAUAGCCAUGUGUGCCUUUGCCGGUAUCGUCGUGUUAGCGCUGUGGCUACCCGGUACCUCCAACGCGCCCAUCAUCGUCUUUUCGGCGCUAUACGGAUUCGCCUCGGGGGCGUUCAUCUCGCUGAUCCCGCCGCUGACAGCGCAGAUCAGUGAUAUUCGGGAAAUUGGGGUGCGAUCGGGCACACUGUGGUUGAUCGUUGCGAUUGCGGCGCUGGUGGCCAGUCCGAUUGGUGGCGCUAUCGAGGCGCGGAAUGGAGGUGCGUUUGUGGGACUGCAGGUCUUUGCUGGGGUGGCUAUGCUGAUUGGUACGGGGCUUUUUGUCGUUUGCCGGUGGUGUCUUUCGGGAUGGAGUCUCUUUGUGAAAGUGUAG